AUGGCGGAACGAGACUCAAGACCACAAGGGCUCGCCGCCACACCUGUUGCGUCAGAGCUCAAGAUCAAACCCCCAAGUCCUCUGGCGCUGGCCCAAAAAGUCGACAUGGAGACCAAGAUGGGCGAGGCAAAGUCCGCCUGGAACACCAAGAACCUGGGCUUCCGCCUGGGCGCCGACCUCUUCAGCGCAGCGUGCGCCGGCACCUUGGUCGCGCCUCUGGUGUCCAUCAUUGACCGCUCCAUCAUGGAAAACGCCUCUGGCCGCCGCGGCCUCGGCGAAUGCGUCCGCUCCUGCCUCAAAGAACUUGUCCUGCGCCCCCACCACGUCGUCUUUAGCAAACCCUUUGCCCUCAUAUUCGCCCUCUACGGCGGCACCUACCUGACGGCGAACACCCUCGACACCGCCUUCUCGACCGUCAACAACCGGCCCGCGAAUGAAGUCACCUCAGGCACCGCCAAAUUCGCCGCCUCGAGCACCGCAAACAUUGGCAUCUGCAUGUACAAGGACCAGGUCUUCGCGCGCAUGUACGGCCCGCCUGGGGCCACCCCGCGCCCCGUCCCCAUGCUCACAUACGCCCUCUUCACCUUGCGCGACUGCAUGACAAUCUUUGCGAGCUUCAACGUUCCCCCGCGCCUGGGCCCCUGGCUCAACAACCGCAUGGGCGAGGAGGUGAGAAAAAAAGUCAGCGGCCUGACCGUCGUCCAGUUCGCCGCGCCCGCCUUGGUGCAGAUCGCGAGCACGCCGCUGCACCUGCUCGGCCUCGACAUCUACAACCGGCCAAACGCCGCCGGGACGCCCGUCUCGUGGCAGAAUAGGUGGCAGUCGGUGGCCAAGAACUGGAGCAUCAGCACCUUGGCUAGAAUCUGCCGCAUCAUCCCUGCCUACGGUGUCGGCGGCGUUGUCAACCGGAAGGUGAGGUUGAGCCUCAUGGACAAGGUAGCGGAGUGA
Messenger RNA from Colletotrichum orchidophilum, 948 nucleotides. RefSeq lists its product as uncharacterized. Gene Ontology annotation, cellular component: mitochondrion. Bases 1 to 948 code for a protein of 315 amino acids. The transcript is spliced from 2 exons. Lineage: Eukaryota; Fungi; Ascomycota; Sordariomycetes; Glomerellales; Glomerellaceae. The record is from RefSeq and is a predicted model, not a curated record.